AUGAUAAGGUGGCAGAAGUUCUUCGUUUUUCUAUCGUAUGUGUUGAUCCAACAGUUGAAAUCUCGUAAGAUAGUGCCCGACCUAAAUGACGAAAUUGUGAAAAUUUCAAUUCUACUUUCUCUAUCAUCGACGCCCACCACCACCCUCACCAUCUUCUCCACGCCGGACUCCGCCUUCUCCACUUUCGGUCAGCCGUCUCUCGCCCACCUCCUCCUUCACUUCUCCCCCUUCUCUCUCUCUCCCCAAUCCCUCCUCUCCCUGCCCUUCUCCUCCACAGUCCCGUCCCUCUCCCCCGUCAGCCACCUCGUCGUGACCUCCGGCCAGCCUGAACAAAUAUCCAUCAACAACGUCGAAUUCUCUGAUACCCCCAUUUUCGACGACGGAUUUGUGUUCGUCUACGCAAUUGACGGGCGUGCCAGAUUUGCUGCCGAGAUUAAUUACUUUUCAGCUCACAGACGAACAAAUCACCUCGGUUCAGGAGACUAUAGAGAAUUCGAAAUGAUUCCGGGUUUUGCAGUGCUAUUCCUCUGUUUUACUCAUCGGCCAACCGAUAUGUUUUUUCUGUCAGAUGAGAAGAGAGGUGAAAAUGGAGACUCGAAGGCUUUCAAUCAAAAGGCUAUGGAAGACAUAGCUGAAUCAUCUGGGCUUAAUGGUUAA
Striga asiatica is the source of this 657-nucleotide messenger RNA. The record is from the annotation of a GenBank genome assembly. NCBI's taxonomy places the organism in Eukaryota, Viridiplantae, Streptophyta, Magnoliopsida, Lamiales, Orobanchaceae.